AUGUCGUCGUCUAAAAAGCAACAACUCGCUAUUUGCAAGGCAGCACUUGAAGCUUUACAGACCAAAAUCGAUGAAGCAGAACAAGAAAGAAAGACGGCAAAAACUCAGUUGGAGAAGGCUAUUCAGGAAGGGAAAGCAGUUUCCUCAUAUGAAAAACUCUUGGAUUCAGCUACAGCUUUCCUCACUGGUUUGCAAAGCAAAGAAAAAGAAUUACUCAAGAGAGAGUCUCAACUCACCCGCUCUCCCUCUACAAGCGACGACGAAAUGCAAGAAAUACCACCUAAAGGCUCACCCAAGCGAAGAAAAGUCGAUGAUUUGAUUGAAAAGAGCAAGAGGUAUCUAUUUAGAACUGAACGCUGGGGGUGCGUCACCGUCAUCAAAAAGAGAAGAGCCGUUACUUUUGCCCACACUGAACAUUCCUCUCUACAACCUGGCAUGAGUAUGAAAAUCUACUCUACUGAAGGAAAUGUUGAAUAUGAUGUUAAAGUGGUCAAGACAAAUGCAGAGAGUGACUGGGUGCUGUUGGAAAGUGAUGUUGAUUUGUGCGAGAAGGAGCCAAUUUGGGAACCUGUUGUUGAUGGCCAUCGUUAUGUUCAACUAGGCCUCUCUGCUCUCCAUCAACAAGAGUCUCCAUUUGCCAUUUCAACCGGAGUGAUUAGCUCACAGCGUCCGAAUAUGUUUGGCCACACUCUUGGGUCAUCUGGAGCGAACCCUGGUGAUUCUGGUGGAGGCUGCUUUGAUCAAUCAUCUGGCUGUUUGGUUGGAAUCAAUGUUGGCUGUGAAAAUGCCUCUUUUAAUCCGGACAUGGACACUGUAACUCAAACGUACCACAAAAUCUCUACCAGAUUUGCCACAAGAGCCCACAUUAUUCCCAUCAAUAGUUUCCAGUUUGUUUAA
This is a messenger RNA of Batrachochytrium dendrobatidis JAM81, 897 nucleotides long. RefSeq lists its product as uncharacterized. NCBI's taxonomy places the organism in Eukaryota, Fungi, Chytridiomycota, Chytridiomycetes, Rhizophydiales. The transcript has a single exon. Bases 1 to 897 code for a protein of 298 amino acids. The record is from RefSeq and is a predicted model, not a curated record.